UUCUCCAAAAAGAAUGGAUUUCUCCUAUCAUGAUUUGUAAAGUAAAUAUGCUAUCACAUACAACAUGGGAUCUGAGGGCAUAAAAAAAAACCCUCCAAAGGUUGAAAAUUACUGAAGAGGGAUGUACCUGGGGCUUGUUAGAUAAUGAUUAGAGCUAUGGUGUAAUUAUGGUAUGUUGAGUUGAUGUAUUGGAACAAUGUUGUGUAGAAGACUAACUUGUGAUUACGAUAAAAACCAAGGAAAAAUCAUAGAGUACUCCAUUCUUACCACAGGAAACAGGAAUAAUUGCAAUGACUUUCCCUGAUUGCUUCAAUAAUAUGCUGCUCUCUGUUUGGAUAUUCUCCCGCUGAAGCUAUAUCAUGAUCGAGCAGAUCAAUUUUCAUCACUGGAGCAUGGCAUCCAAAUCAAAGGUUUCAUACAUCCCAUUGCCAACUAAUGGUAUCCUUGACAUGCAGAAGAUGUUGACUGUUAACUACUAUAAACUUGGCAUACUCCUUACCAUAGAUUGUCCGGAGAGUAAUUUAGUUCUGAAAGAGUUCACGAGACAGGCACUGCCAUACAAUCAAACUUACCAAUGGCUGCUAGUAACUGAACAUGAUAGCCUUCCAAUAGCAAUUCUUCGAGAUCUACCCUUGACUAUAGACACCGAAAUGACAUUUGCCAUUAGGAAUGGCUUACAUUAUGUAUUACAUGAUGUUUACAACCCAAGUUAUAGACAUGGAGGGUCAUUAAACAUAACGCCGAUGGGAAAGUGGAAUAACAGCAGCGGUCUGGACAUUAAUCUCACUCAGUACAAGUAUCAACGGCGUGGGAAUUUGAAUGGUCUUAUUAUCAACGUAUCACUUGCAAUCACCCAUGACCCGACUCCAGACUUUGAGACUUACAUUACAACUCCGGUCAAUCGCCACUUUGAUACGAUGCAUCGGUAUCAUUUUGCCUUAAUCCGGCAUUUGCGUGAAUAUUACAACUUCACAAUGAACUUGAUGCGCACAGACAGUUGGGGAUACUUGAUAAAUGGAACCUUCAAUGGGAUGCUUGGAGAAAUGGUUGCAGGUAGAGUAGAUAUCGGAGCUACUCCAUUGAUUUUCAGAGAAGAACGCAUCAAUGUAGCCGAAUUCACAGUGCAAACUUAUGUAGCCCGAGCGUGUUUUAUAUUUCGUCACCCAAAAAAAAGUACAGUUCGUAAUGGAUUUCUGAAACCAUUCACAGAAGAGGUUUGGUAUGCGACCGUUAUCAUUGCUUUAGUGAACUGGAUUUUGUUGUAUCUCACAGCCAGGGUAGAGAUUCGACUUCAGACUAAUGCAUCACCUUCUACAUUGAACACAUUGCCAGCCUCAGAAACAGCUCUGAUUACCGUAGCUGCUUUAUGCCAGCAGGGGUUAUCAGAUGGUCCUCACCUCUAUUCUGGACGUGUUGUAUUUUUUACAUUAUUCUUGUGGGCUCUGUUGCUGUUCCAAUAUUAUUCAGCAAGUAUUGUCGGUUCCCUACUAGCGGAACCCCCACGUUAUAUUCGUACGCUAAAAGAUUUAUUGGAAAGUGACAUGCCAGUUGGGAUCGAAGAUAUUGCUUACAACUAUAAUCAUUUUGCGACAACGACAGAUGAGGUUGCUUUGGAACUGCAUAGACGUAAAAUUGCACCUGGCAAAGGGAGAAAACGUGCAGCCUAUUUUAACGUAACUGACGGUCUCCGCAGGUUGCAAAAAGGCAACUUUGCCUUUCACGUAGAUGUUGCUACAGCAUAUAAAUUUAUAACGGACGAAUUCGAAGAAGAUGAAAUUUGCGAUUUAGUUGAAAUUCAACUAUUUCCACAACACCAUUUAGGUACCGUUACUAGCAAACAUUCCCCAUUCAAAAAAAUGGUUACUUAUGGAAUGCGCCAAAUAAUUGAACAUGGAGUGGCAGAGAGAUUAAAACAUGUGUGGCAAUACAGGCGACCUCGGUGUCCAGUUAGCCACAGUCUAAAUCCCGUUCAAGUAUCAAUUGGGGAAUUUUCGCCAGCACUAUUUUUAUUGCUAAUGGGUCUUAUGAGUGCAGCUACAGUGUGUCUCGGAGAAUACCAUAUUCGAAGGCAAGGCAUGGUGCAGAAAUAUACGCAGAUGUUGGGAUGUACAACUUAUCAAAAUAGUAAUCUCUAAAGAACUCCAACUAGCUCAGUACAUAAUGGUAAAAUAAUGUAACUAUUCGGUAAGCCUUAAGUGGUCUUAUUUAAAAUUCAAAUUAUAAACAAAUAAGUAAAUUACAUAGAUAAUAAUUGAGAUGAAUGGUUGAUCUUUAAAUAACAUGAAAAUAUGUGUUCGCAUUUAAAUUCUUUACGUCAUGAAUUACAAGAACUUCUGGAUCCAGAUCAUUAGCAUGCUCUGCGAGCGGAUGUUAUCUUUUCAUAUCUUUAAUCAUUAACGUCGUCUAUUCACAAAACAUUUCAUAAAACUGCAAUUAAUUCAAAAUGUAUUUUUCUACCAAACAACUGCAGAUGUCACACCGUGGAAACUAAUAUUUAAAAUAGAACAUACAUUGUAUAUUUCGGCUUCAAUGCGUUCAACAGAUUUAUGUAUAUCUACACGAUACAUUUGUACUUGAAACUUGUGAAUUUUGAACACAUCAACGAGCAACUUUGUUUAUUCAGCGACAAUUGGUCGAUUUUCAAUUUAUAAAGUCGAAAGGUAGGCUGUCCAAUAAGUUUGCACACUAAAUCCGUGAUUCUCUAUCCAAUUGAGUAUUUUUGAUACAUCAAUUACUACAGCUAAUUCAACGAUCAUUAUUUCAACAUUAGUAUCAAAAAUCU
Athalia rosae (coleseed sawfly) is the source of this 2782-nucleotide messenger RNA. RefSeq names its product ionotropic receptor 75a-like. The transcript has 11 exons. Gene Ontology annotation, cellular component: membrane. Lineage: Eukaryota; Metazoa; Arthropoda; Insecta; Hymenoptera; Athaliidae. Bases 360 to 2135 code for a protein of 591 amino acids. Gene Ontology annotation, molecular function: glutamate-gated receptor activity. The record is from RefSeq and is a predicted model, not a curated record.